AUGUUCUACAUAAGAGAGUGUGAAGACAUGAAUACGAGAGAAAGGGGCCUCAUUCUCAGAAGCAACACGGGUCACCAGCAGCUCUACUGGGGUCACCUGCGGAAGUUCGGCCAGGGAUCCCGCUCCUGCCGCGGCUGCUCAAACCACCAUGGUCUGAUCCGGAAAUACUGGCUAAACAUGUGCCGCCAGUGUUUCCGGCAGUACGCGAAAGACAUCGGCUUCAUUAAGUUGGACUAAGCAACCUUGAAUGGAUUCUUCUAGACUCUACCCAGUGGAAAAGAUGAACGUCAGUCUUUGUACAUAAGAAUAAAAC
Messenger RNA from Alexandromys fortis (reed vole), 313 nucleotides. Its product is annotated as 40S ribosomal protein S29-like. The record is from RefSeq and is a predicted model, not a curated record. The coding region runs from base 1 to 237 and encodes 78 amino acids. Gene Ontology annotation, cellular component: ribosome; cytosolic small ribosomal subunit. Lineage: Eukaryota; Metazoa; Chordata; Mammalia; Rodentia; Cricetidae. The transcript has 2 exons. Gene Ontology annotation, biological process: translation. Gene Ontology annotation, molecular function: zinc ion binding; structural constituent of ribosome.